CCCCCCGAAUCGGGCUUGGGCGGCGGGGGCGCGGGAUGGCGGAAACGGCCGCCGCGAGCAACGCGGGGCGGGGGGGGGGGACGGGCAAAGGGCGGCGGGCGGCAGCGCGGCCGCCCGCCGCGAGACGGGCAACAACGUUUUUGCAACGUCCCGCGCGGGCACGCAGGCGAAAGCAAAACGAUGGUGCAACGGGAACGGAAGGAAGAGCAGGAAAAGGGAAUCAAGAAGAACGAGGAGGGGUAAGCCGGCCGGGGAGGAAGCGCGCCAGGCAGGACUUCUUCAGCGCACCUCGGGAGCAGCGGCUCGGCGGCUGCUGGAGGAGCUGGCCCCCGCGGCACGGUGCAGCGGCGGGCGAAGAAAAAUGAUUGGACGCCCUCUGGAAGAGACGAUGAGCGCGCUGCACGAGGGUGAAGGGGCCCCAGGGGCAAUGAGAGAGGAGCAGGCAGAGGACGGGGCGCGGGAGAGCUGGAGAUGGGGAGAUCAACCGGGGGGCGAAGCGGGCGCGCGCGUGCGCCCUGGAGCGUCUGGAAAGCGCGACCCCCAGCGACGCAGGCGCGGUGAGGGCGAGAAGGCCACAGGCGCGCGCGCGACUGUGCGAGCCGCUCGCAAGGCGCGCCUGGCCCCCUCUCGAGGCGUCUUGCUCGGAUGGCCUCGCUGCGACCGCCAGCCCUGAGCCUCCCCCCGCCUUCCUGACCCAGCCGCGAUCUGUGUCGGUGUAUAGCUGGCGUUCGCCAAUCCCGCGGCCGAGCCUGGCGGAGGCGAAAAAAAUGCCAGCAGCAAAGCUGGUGAAGCAGCCGGCAAGGACCUACCUGCGAGAGUCAUCGCAGUGUGGGUAAGGUAUCCGCCGACGGCGACAUCGCCGUCGUCAGCGCUGCUGGACGUCGUCGCCGUCGAGCAAGAAGAUAGGAAGAGAAGGGGAGAGGAGGAGGAGGAGGAGGAGGAGGAGCGGCGAAGCAUGCGCUCCUGAGUGCGCGUUCUGCGGGCGGGCGACUGCGCCAGCAUGCUGCAUAACGUCCGCAUUACCUUAUAACCGGAGGAUGCCCGAUUGAGACAUGGGCGCUCCUCCUCGUUCGCAUUCUUGGGUGGCCGCUGCUUCAAACGGCCCUUCUGUGAAUCGGGUCAGAAGGGCUGCGCUGCACUGCACGAAGCACGCAGACGAAGGCGGCAAAAAACAACUAGCAUGCAAGACCUUCAACAAAAAACAUGGAAACGUUCGCUUUGCGCUUUGCCCCCCCCCCCCCCCCCUCCCGAAACCGCGGGCACUCGCGUCACCAAGGCACGGCUUGGUCAGCCCGCGCCCGGCGAAAAAAGCGGCACAGCGCCGUGGCCCGCCGGCCCCCUGUGCUGGAAGCGUCGGAUGGAGGCCGCUGGAAGCGCGGGGAGGGGCAAGAAGAAGAAGAAGAAGAAAUACAACAACAAUAAUAAACAUAAGCGACGAUCCGCUGAGGGGAGGGGGGGUACGCCGGGAUGCCCGCUGCAGGCACGCGCGCAAAGCGGAAGGCCUGCGACCAGUCAGCAGGAGGAGGAGGAGGGGGAGGGGGAGGAGGAGGAGGAGGAGGAGGAGGAUGAGAAGGAGGAGGAGGAAAGCAAGGCUGAGUUCGUCCCGUAUCGGUCGGCAACCUUGACCUUGUCAGCCAGCGGAUCCGAACAGAUGCAAUUAGCGCCACUGGCAUGCCGAAGCUCUGCCGGGACUCGCUGGGGGAGCUCGAGGGACGAGAGGGGCGAGGCUCCCGGAGCUCGCGGAGCUCCCGCGCGGGCGCGCGCACCGGAGGGCGCGAAGUGUCCCGCACCAGUGCGGGCCCUUCUCUGGCGGCUCGCUCGCGCACGCGGCUCCUCU
Molecule: messenger RNA, 1837 nt
Organism: Prorocentrum cordatum
Lineage: Eukaryota; Dinophyceae; Prorocentrales; Prorocentraceae
Source: the annotation of a GenBank genome assembly